UGUGUCCACAGAUUCUCUCACAGAAGAAUGGUUCUUUUGAAUGGCUCUUUUGUAACUGAAUUCAUUCUGCUAGGCUUAACAGACCAGUUUGACCUUCAAAUACCCCUGUUCUUCCUAUUUCUUGUAAUAUAUGUUACCACUGCAUUGGGAAAUUUGGGCUUAAUAAUUCUAAUUUUAUUGAAUUCACAUCUUCACACUCCCAUGUACUUUUUCCUUUUGAAUUUGUCUUUCAUAGACCUCUGUUAUUCUUCUGUGGUUACACCAAAAAUGGUGAUGAACUUUAUGUUAAGGAAGAAUGUUAUCUCUUACAUGAGCUGUAUGACACAGCUCUACUUUUUUUGUUUUUUUGUCAUUUCUGAAUGCUAUGUGCUGACAUCAAUGGCCUAUGACCGCUAUGUGGCCAUUUGCAAUCCACUUUUGUGUAACACUGCCAUGUCUCCUAAAGUGUGUUCCUACCUUGUACUUGGUUCCUACUUGAUGGCAUUUUGUGAUGCCAUGAUCCACACUGGGUGCAUCCUGAGACUGACCUUCUGCAAUGGAAACAUCAUCAAUCACUUUUUCUGUGAUCUUGUCCCUUUACUCCAACUCUCUUGCACCAACACCUAUAUCAAUGAGGUAGAGAUUUUCAUAGUGGGAGGAAAAGACAUAACUGUGCCUACUAUCAUCAUCUUCAUCUCAUAUGGUUUCAUCCUUUCUAGCAUCCUCAAAAUAAGGUAUACUGAGGGCAGGUCCAAAGCCUUCAGCACCUGUAGUUCUCACAUUAUUGCUGUUUCUCUAUUCUUUGGAUCAUGUGCAUUUAUGUAUCUCAAACCCUCUUCAGCUGGGUCUAUGGAUGAGGGAAAAAUCUCAUCUGUGUUUUAUACCAUUGCGGUUCCCAUGCUGAACCCAUUUAUCUACAGUUUGAGGAACAAAGAUGUCAAAGUUGCCUUGAGAAAAACCCUGAGCAGAAGGUUUUGA
Castor canadensis (American beaver) is the source of this 957-nucleotide messenger RNA. Its product is annotated as olfactory receptor 8B3-like. Gene Ontology annotation, cellular component: membrane. The record is from RefSeq and is a predicted model, not a curated record. NCBI's taxonomy places the organism in Eukaryota, Metazoa, Chordata, Mammalia, Rodentia, Castoridae. Gene Ontology annotation, biological process: G protein-coupled receptor signaling pathway. Gene Ontology annotation, molecular function: G protein-coupled receptor activity; olfactory receptor activity.